Messenger RNA from Corylus avellana, 2091 nucleotides. NCBI's taxonomy places the organism in Eukaryota, Viridiplantae, Streptophyta, Magnoliopsida, Fagales, Betulaceae. The record is from RefSeq and is a predicted model, not a curated record.
CCUACAAGAACACUCCGGAACAAGACUGAUAACACUGAUUUCCUACUCGUACAAGAAAUCAAAUCAAAAUCAUCCUAAACUACAAAUCCUUCUCCCACGUUUGCUACACUUUUUCCUUAUUUUCUGGUAAUCCGAAACAAGACUGAUAGCACUAUGCGCCUAACACCGCAGUCCCAAACUUUGAGCAACGAAAGCUUUCAGUCUUUCACACAAUGUUAGAGAGAAAGAGACAGCGUGGAUCGUUCGGGGAAGCCAAAGAAGUAAAAGGAAAAGUAGGGGAGACAAAUCUUCAAGGAAAAAAAUUGAACAUGGUUAGAAGGAAAGAUUCAUUUUGGGAGUAUGCGGAGGAAUUGGAAAAUGGUUUUAUUUGUAAGUUUUGUGAAAAAGGUUUUGAUGGGGGUAUUUCAGCAAUUAAAUCACAUUUGUCUGGGGUUGUUGACCGUGAAGCAAUCCAGUUAGAAGCAAAACAAGCACUACUAGUGAUUGACACCCCCACUAAGGGAUCUAAAAAUGUGCCAGCGUCAAGUAAUGUUCUAGAGUGUGAAAGUUUUUCAAGUUCCUCAUCAUCACAUAUGCCAAAUCUAUGUAAGGGGCAAGAUAUGAGUGUUUCAAGAACUAAAUCAUAUUUGUCUGGGGUUAGUGACAUUGAGAUUCAAAUUUGUCUACAAGUACCUGAAGCCGUUCAGUUAGAAGCAAAACAAGCAAUUGACAAUCCCACUAAGAGAGCUAAAAAUGUGGCAGCGUCAAGUAAUGUUCUAGAGUGUGAAAGUGUUUCAAGUUCCUCAUCGUUACAUAUGCGAAAUCUUUGUAUGGGACAAGAUAUGAGUAUGGUGGAUAAACAACUUGCUAAGUUCAUCAUGUCAUCGGGAAUUUGUUUGGAUGCCAUCCAAUCACCCCGUUUCAAGGACUUUGUGAAUGGCGUUGCUGAACAUGGUCCUAGUUAUGAAUUACCAAGUUCUCUAAUUCUCAAAUCCCGCUUGAUUCCAAAUAUCAAGAAAGAAGUUGAGGAAUAUGUUAGCAAUGUCAUAAAUAUUCAGUUAAAACAAGUUGUACCUUGACGUACAAUAUAUGGACUAGGAAAUCGUCCAAUACGCCAAUUUUCAUCUUCGUGGGUAUCUUUGCAUGUACACCAAUAGGAGUGGCAUGCAUGGAUCCACCCGAUAGAAUGCCCCAAGACAUUUGUUAUUUUGAAGAAACUGUGUCUUCCAUCAUGGAGUUAAUUGGGCCUACAGAUGUUGUACAACUUAUCAUUAAUAAUGAUAAUUAUGGUUGCAGUGGAAGAGAAGGAAGCUUUCAUGAACCAAGUACAACUGUACCGCAUCAAAGACUCAAACCUGUUCACAGUUGAAGCCAGGAUGAUGCUAGAAACAUCCCAUCCUCGUGAGUUCAGUAAACUCUGUUUCUUUAUUUGGUAAAAACUUAUAUAUUUAUGUUAUUCUUUUGAAUUGUGCAGGAAUAUGGUGGGAAUCUUGCGGCAAUCAUCUCCCUGUAUUACAAAAAUAUGCCAUUCGGAUCUUGAGUCAACCUUGUAGUUCUUCAUUAUGCAAGCGAUAUGAGAUGCAGCAGAGUUACUUGGAUGAUAAUGCAUUUAGCUUGAAUACAUUGAUGAUGGAAAGGUAUAAAUCCGUAGAAACACAAAUGACAAAGCCAAUCAUUCUUGACAAACUUGGUGAAGUUUCUGAUGAUGAUUGGGAUGAUUGGGAUGGAGAUUAUGAAGAGUCAUUUAAUGAUUUGACUAAAUGUUUUGACGAUGACAUAAUAAAGGAUCCAACUGGUUCGUGGUUGGAUAGGUGGCCCAGGAAUGGAAUGGAAUCACCAAAAUAAAUAUAUAUAUCCUUUAUGUUUGUGGGAAUCAGUCGUUUCAUGAUUUGCUAGUUUUGCAUUUUCUAUUAUGUUUUGUAUAGCUUAUAAUUUACUAGGUUUGUUGUGAGUGUGUUUUUUGGCACUGCAAAUACAGUUGAAAGUUUUUCAACAUUAACAAACUGUCUUAUGUUUUCUUAGCAUAGUUUUGUAAGUUGAUGCUCUUUAUGAAAACAAGAUUAUUUGAAUUUGUGACGCAGCUAUAUCUAUUUUGAAGUGUCCAAGUUGAGU